AUGGAGCAAAAAGAGUCAAAUCACCAAGUUCCCAAGUCUAGAGCACCAAAACAUUUCUCGCUAAAGACCAAACCGGAGCAUCCGAAGUACGACCGCAUAUUCAUGCCUUCCCGACGUCCAAAAGUCAUGAUUCUUAUAUGGAAAGAUAGAUAUUUGAGUCAUGACCCGCGGCGAAGUGGAAAGAGGUCAUUUGGAUCACUCGUUGGACCGGAACUUAUUUUCUACCAAGACAUGUCCGACGAGCGCCUAAGAGUAGUAGUCGAUGUUCUUCUAGAGAUUGGAGAUACAAAGAUACCGGUGGACUUUCAUGUGAUGAACAUCAAAGAAGGAAGUGAUACGCCCCUAAUACUAGGCCGACCUUUCUUGGCCACUGCUGGAGCUAUCAUGGACUUACCAAACGGGCGAAUCUCUUUAGCCAAUGUUGACAAGACAGUUUUCUAUCCCACCAUACCUUUCAUCUCACCAACAAAGCUGUCCUACUUCAUCACUGCUCGAGACCGCCCAAAAGAACCACCUGACCACGCCCAAGGACAUGAUGAGACAAACACCAAAAGACUUUGA
Microthlaspi erraticum is the source of this 561-nucleotide messenger RNA. NCBI's taxonomy places the organism in Eukaryota, Viridiplantae, Streptophyta, Magnoliopsida, Brassicales, Brassicaceae. The record is from the annotation of a GenBank genome assembly.